This is a messenger RNA of Didymodactylos carnosus, 978 nucleotides long. The record is from the annotation of a GenBank genome assembly. NCBI's taxonomy places the organism in Eukaryota, Metazoa, Rotifera, Eurotatoria, Philodinida, Philodinidae.
AUGGCACUGAGACAUUUCAAUAUUCGAACUGGUGCAGUCGAUGAAUUUUUGACUGGUAUAGGUGCUUUCUGUAGGAUUACUUGUUAUAAGUGGUCAGACGUGUUUCUUAAUCACUCAUUCGAUGAAUUUGUGGUCGAACGUCGAGGAGGGAAAAGAGGAGAUGGAUUUUACGAUCUAUAUCCUGAAAUUGAAAUCGAAGCUCGUGCGUUUGCAGUUGAAGCUUGUAGCCGAAAAGCCGCAAGCUUCACUGUGCAGGAAUUAGCUCAAUACAUUGAUUCAAAAUUCUAUGAAUUACACGGUCUCAAAAAAACUGGCUCGGGCUUGGUUCGUUCUGUUGAAAGUGUUCGUCUUGAUUUAAGAAAGUGGGGUAUUCAUUACUCGGCAAACGGUCUGAGGCCGUACUUCCUCGGCCAUGAACGUCCAGAUGUUAUCGAACCUUUUAGUGCACACAACUCAGGACCAUUUUUUCGACUGUCUGACCACGAAUAUUCUGAGGCUUUGGAGAAAUAUCCAGAGUUGGAAGAUGAUGAAGGAAUUCGUUAUGAAGCUAACUCAGCUACAGCUUCUAUUGCUAUUGGAAACGAAGGAUAUUUUGAUAAUGAAACAAUACUGGCUCAGUUCGAGAGAUUUUUCAAACUCCUAGGGUUUAAAGCUGAAUACAGAGGACAUCAGAUAGAACUUUUGGUCGACAAUGCAACAACUCAUUCGAAAAAGGACUACUCUGUUAUGGACUUUCCAAAAAAAAUCGGGACACGUUGUGAAGUGCAAUCCAUCGACUGUCUGGACGACAAUGGUGACUUUCAAACUUUAAAUUGUUUUUUUACGACCGGUGAACAUAAAGGAAAGAGCAAAGGAAUGGUUGUUAUUGGACAAAAACUUGGUUUAAGUGUCACGGACAAAAUGACUGUAGAAAUGUUAAGACAGGAAUUAGCAACACAUCCGGCUUUUAAAACUGUGAGUUGCUCCCCCAUUUUUUAA